AUGCCAUUGGAGGCUGGGGUCAUAUCAACGUUGAUCAGAUCACCUUCUCCAACACGCGCGACGAAACAGGUUGCGAACUGGAUUGGUCGGGGCCCAGGCUUCUACGCGGCGCUUGGGUUCAACGGCCUCCUCCGUGACGAGCGCACUAUCGUCGCGUGGAUGAAUAACUGGCGCCUUGCGCUCAAGACAAUUAAUGGAACGACAGCUAUGAUCCAGGAGCCUACAGGGAAAUGGAAGGCACUGGUGAUUGAGUUGACAUUUUCCAACAGAGAGCCAUCCUCGACGGCUAAGGCAGAGUUCAAAAUCGCCGUUGCUGCUAGCAAGGACUAUAGCCAUGAAACGAGAGUCGGAUACCACUUUUCGAUCCAGCCGGACGUUAUUGGCCAGACACAAUCAGGGGAUGUCUCAUUUGAUGCAGAUGUAACUGUUUUCCUCCGGGUUUUUGUUGACUGGUCGAGUGUUGACGUCUUUGGUGGUCAUGGCGAGGCGAGCCAAACUUUUCCUUCGAAAGAUGCCGUGGAUAGUCGUCUCUAUUCUACUGGCGGGGAAACUCGCAAUGUCAAGCUGCGAGUAAGGGAGGUGCGCUCUACACUGUGA
Molecule: messenger RNA, 597 nt
Organism: Penicillium longicatenatum
Lineage: Eukaryota; Fungi; Ascomycota; Eurotiomycetes; Eurotiales; Aspergillaceae
Product: glycosyl hydrolase family protein
Exons: 3
Coding region: 1-597 (198 amino acids)
Biological process (GO): sucrose catabolic process
Molecular function (GO): sucrose alpha-glucosidase activity
Source: RefSeq, a predicted model, not a curated record